AAACAGAGUUGCAGGAGAAGCACUCAAUUAGUAAUUAUGGAUAACUUGACUUUUUUGCCAAUAAUUUCUAUGUAAUAUUUUUACGCUAAAAAAAAUGGUGUGUUUCAAUCAAUAUUUGUUUUCAGAAGUACUAACGAGCUAUAUAACAGCUACUAACAUCAAACAUGAAAUAAAAAAUUUUAUCACAAAAUUAAUGUUGAAUUGAAGCGAGUAGGUAGCGAGGCUCGGGAAACAGUUAGUUACCACCAUUAAAAACCAAAUGAAGGUAUACUGUAUAUUGUUUAUAGUAAGUUAUAUUGUUAAGAUAUAACUACUUAUUAUCAUAACUAAGGAUGGUAAUGCACUUGAAAAAUGAUGACAAUCGUGAUGAUUAAAAUGAAAAAAUUAUGGUUACCGCGAUUGACAUGAAUCUUGUUGUAUAUAAACUCCAUCACUGUUUCUGAAGCUGAAGACAGUCUUUGAUAGUAAGUUCAGUUGCUUAGGUACCAGUAGGUAUAAUGUUUCUCAAGAAGUUUUUCAUGAUCGGAAAUCAACCAAUUCUAUGUAUUUUUAUAACCACGUUAGUGAUGUUAUCGAUUGAUACGAAAGCAGCAAUAGUUUCUGAAAAUUCAUUGCAAAAUGUUCAAAGUGUUUAUUCACAUGAUUACGGAAAACUCAACAAUAGUGUCGAAAAAGAAAGGAAAAUUUUCGACUAUUCAACAAAUGGUGUGAGGGUUAAUAUCCGAGUAGUUUCUAUUCUUAAUGAGUCAAACACUCAAGAGGAUGAACGAUUCCCAGAUUUUCCGGCAAAGGAUCUUGGACGCUGUGUGAUGAAUUUUUCAAUCGCCUGCAUAACUGACAGAAUGGCACGUUACAUUGAUACAAUUGGAAGGCUCAAUAAAAAAAUACUGCUGGGUGGUAAUAUUAAGCUUGUUAAAAUUCGUCCCUUAAUAAAGAGAACCUAUGAUGAACGAUCACUCGAAUCAAUUAACAAUAUUGAUCGUAGUAUUGAUAGUUUUUUUGAUAGUUUUGCAUUGAGAAUUUAUUUACCAAAAACAAACGAAAAGCAAGAGCAAAAUCAGAUUGACUUGACAUUUGAUGAUAGAGAUGUUGUUGAAGGUCGGGGAGGAAAAGGUGGUGGAGGAGGAAAAGGAGGAAAGGGUGGUGGCAAGUGCAAACAAAUGAUGAUGAUGGCAAUGGCAUGUGCUAAAAUGAAAAUGAUGGGAAUGAUGGGACUUAUGGGCAUGAAGUCAAUGUUGAUGUCAGGCGCGACAAUGAUGAUGAUGAAAGUAAUGCUAAUGAUGCAGUUAUUGAUGAAGAAAAACAGUGGUGGUGGAGGUGGUGGAGGUUGGUCAAGUGGAGGUGGUGGUGGCAGUGGUGGUGGAGGACACAGCAGCGGUGGAGGUGGUGGCGGCUAUAAUUACAGUCCUGCUGCACCUCCAAGCAACAGUUAUGGACCACCUAGCAGUGGUUGGGGACGGAGUUUUGACAAUCGUUUAUCAAUGAAUGCAUCGAAUGAUCAAAAUUCGAAUCUUUUAAAUUCUUACUCAGGAAUUAAUGAUAAUAUUUCUGUCAUUAAUACUUAUCCACUUAUCGAUGAAAAAUCGAACAGCAACCAAGAAUUGCUGUCAAAUAUCAACUCAAACUAUGUUGGCGAGGUUCAUGAAACUGGUAAACGGAUGGGUAGAAAAUUUAACUUGAACAAAUCUGAGCAUAAUAAUUCUAUUGCCGAUUCAAAACAACUUUAUGCCAUUGAGUAGAAAAAUUACGACGCUGCUGGUUAAAUACCGAAUAAAACAGAUUCUAUAGUUGCAGAAAAAACUUCGCCGGAUUAGCUUUGUCUAAAAUUGGA
Molecule: messenger RNA, 1831 nt
Organism: Aphidius gifuensis
Lineage: Eukaryota; Metazoa; Arthropoda; Insecta; Hymenoptera; Braconidae
Exons: 3
Coding region: 498-1739 (413 amino acids)
Source: RefSeq, a predicted model, not a curated record